UACUCGCGUACUAAUCAGUAGGAAGUAAUAGUACUCGGCCCAUAUGUGGGUAUACUAUGUAGUAGGGUAGUACGCGGUUUGGGACGUAGCCUGAAUGUUCCAUAUGAGGCCUGUGUGAACAAGUCAUGGAAAAUGGCGACUGCGGAGCCGGAAGUAAUAUUGAAUCCAUCGAAGAGUGAAGAGGAGAACUCAGAAGAGACAAGCCAAGAGAUUGUCAGCCCUGAGUGUUAUAUCAAACAUCCGCUACAAAACAGAUGGUCUUUAUGGUUCUUUAAAAAUGAUAAGAGCAAAACAUGGCAAGCCAACUUGCGACUGAUAUCCAAGUUUGACACAGUAGAGGAUUUUUGGGCGCUUUAUAACCACAUUCAGCUGUCCAGUAAUUUGAUGUCUGGUUGUGACUAUUCACUGUUCAAGGAUGGCAUUGAGCCCAUGUGGGAGGAUGAGAGAAAUAAGAAAGGAGGGCGCUGGCUCAUCACCCUCAACAAACAACAGAGGAAGCUCGACUUGGACCGUUUUUGGCUGGAAACGAUGCUUUGCCUCAUAGGAGAAGCUUUUGAUGACUAUAGUGAUGAUGUGUGCGGUGCUGUAGUCAACAUCCGAACAAAAGGAGAUAAAAUUGCUGUCUGGACAACCGAUUAUGAGAACAAAGAAGCAGUAACACACAUAGGGAGGGUGUAUAAGGAGCGGUUAGGAAUCCCUAUGAAGAUGACGAUUGGCUAUCAGUCUCAUGCUGACACAGCCACUAAGAGUGGCUCAACUACCAAGAACAAGUUUGUGGUCUGAAAUUCUGAGCCUGAUCUCGAUCUCUUUCUUUCUCUCUCUCUCUCUCUCUCUCUCUCUCUCUCUCUCUCUCUCGCUGUCUCUCGCCCUCCCCAUCUCCCCCACUUCUCCCUUUGUCUCUCCCCCUCUCCUUCUCAUGCACUUUUCCUUUCUGCCCUGAACCAAAGCUUCAAAUUAACAGGUUCUCCCUCAAAAUACCACAGACCCUCAGCCAAUACUACUUCUGAGCCCCAACAGGAACCUCUAACUCCCCCAUACACCUUUAAAGAAAACACCUUACAAAGUCCCAUCCACCUCAGCAACUUACGAAGAGCUCAGCGUGUAAUACACUACAAGUGUUAACUCAAACCAAGCAAAUCCAUCUAAGCAAAAACAGCAAAGCAUUACGAUGACUCAAAUAUUCAAACAUAUUGACAGUCUCAUCAAAAAAGACUUGAACAAACUUGCAUAUUCAUUGUUAAACAGGACUCAGAGAUUGUAAAAUAUUUGGUGUGUUCCUUUUUAAACAAAUGUGUUGAAUUAUUUAAUGGCUGAGGAAAGGAAUUAUCUGUGUGCCCUUAUCCAGCAGCCUUGCUGCAAUAGUGCCUAAUGAACACAUUUUUAAUUUAUUCAUUAUUAGAUUUUAUCUUAACAUUUCAUGAAGGUGGUAUAAAGCCCUCCAUGUAAUCAAGCAAAUCUUCAAAAGGCUGCCUUAUUUCUUUCAGCAUUAACAUUAUUAAAUUUGGGGUUUUGCAAUUCAGUAUGUGUUUUUAUUUUAUAUAUAUUUUUUGAAUUUUACAUUCCUUGUUAGAAUGGUAGCAUAUAGGACUUUAAUUAUACUGUAAUAGAUGAUUUAUUAUUGUCUGAAUGUAAUUGGUUUUAACUUGAUACAACCUAGGCCGAACAUUAUCACUAGGUCUUUAAAUAAAGUAGAUUUAUGUGGA
This is a messenger RNA of Pangasianodon hypophthalmus (striped catfish), 1703 nucleotides long. It is a transcript of the gene eif4eb, whose product is annotated as eukaryotic translation initiation factor 4eb. The record is from RefSeq and is a predicted model, not a curated record. Gene Ontology annotation, biological process: translational initiation. The transcript has 7 exons. Gene Ontology annotation, cellular component: eukaryotic translation initiation factor 4F complex; cytoplasm. Gene Ontology annotation, molecular function: RNA 7-methylguanosine cap binding; translation initiation factor activity. NCBI's taxonomy places the organism in Eukaryota, Metazoa, Chordata, Actinopteri, Siluriformes, Pangasiidae. Bases 133 to 783 code for a protein of 216 amino acids.